Molecule: messenger RNA, 2433 nt
Organism: Formica exsecta
Lineage: Eukaryota; Metazoa; Arthropoda; Insecta; Hymenoptera; Formicidae
Product: epoxide hydrolase 4-like
Exons: 8
Coding region: 969-2180 (403 amino acids)
Molecular function (GO): hydrolase activity
Source: RefSeq, a predicted model, not a curated record
GCUGACAAAUGUCUUUUUCUUCCAUGAGGCAAAGCAGUAAAGAAAAAGAAACUAUUAAGCGAAUAUAAUGGACCGACACGAAGACAAGGAAACGAUUUAAAUUUAAAGGAUAAAAUAUUUCUCAAAUGGAAUUUCAAAGAGUAAUGAAACCAAACUGAUUUACCAAUUUGAGCGAAGAAACCGAAUUCGUUUUCAGAGAUGCGCCUUUCCACUGAGGACUGAUGAAGAGAUUGGAUCGCGGUGGCCUUUCAUUCAAAAAAUUCAGUCAGUGAUAUUCUUUCCACCGCCGCGAUAGCUUACGAGUCACGCAGAUACCAGCGAGCUUCGCGAAGCGCCAGAUAUCACACACACAUUCUGAGUGUCGUUACAUCACUUCGCGAGAGUCUAAUAUAUAAAAAUUGCAAGUGAUCAAGAAACUGCUGAUUUUUCAUAUUAAUCAGUAAUAUCUGUUUUUCGAACGCAAUACUCUACUUCAUCAUCAAUAUUGCUGUAUUGCGGAAUUUAAGAGACUGUAUUAGGAUAAGAUAAUUAAAAAUAUCGUAAAGUGAUUAAAAUAUUAGAUUUGACAACAAAGAAAUAUAUAUAUGUAUACACUGUGUCUCGCAAUUACAUAUAUACUGUGUGACAAAAUUGGAGAAAUUUUGUAUGUGUUCAGUUAAUUGUACAAUUAAUAAUAACGCUCUCGAAAAAUUGUGAUAGUGUGAUUCUAAUGAGUAUUGUGUGAGCGAUUACAUUCAUCUUUGAAAAAAAUACGAGAAGAAUUUCUGCAUCAAAUACGUGAUCAUUCGUAGCGUAGUGUCACUCUUCGAUUUGUCCGCGUGACGACGCGCACGUGUCAGCAGCCUGCGUAUACACAUAGCACUUGAGCCUAUUAUUUGUACAGAAGACAUCUCGAGUGCCGUUACAAGGAACGAGCAGGUUCUCGCUCAACUUCUGCGUAGAUUCACCAGUUCUCGAUUACAUUAAUCAUGAUUGCCGCAGAUGACAAGAUCGUACGCGCGUCGACGCGCGAAACGAUCGAGCUGCAUUUCCUGUCUUUUACCUACGGCAUAUACCUGAUAAUUAAACGAUUCUUUAAAUGGGUAUGGGACCCCAAGAAGUUCUUCAUGCUGCAACAGCGGGACCAGCCACCGCUGUGUUUGGUCGACAAUAGCCUCGGCACGCAUUCCUACGUGAAAAUCAAGGGUGUUAAAUUCCAUUACGUAGAAGCAGGAGACAAAAGUAAACCGCUCGUAUUAUUAUUACAUGGAUUCCCGGAUUGCUGGUUAUCUUGGAGAGAACAAAUUCCACGUCUCGCAGAACACUACAGGGUAGUGGCUAUAGAUUUAAAGGGAUUUGGCGAUAGCGACAAACCGUUCAACAAAAGAUCUUAUAAAGUCGAAAUUUUAAUAAAUGAGUUGAAGCAAUUUGUGUUGACUUUCGGUGUAAAAACAUGUAGCAUAAUCGGCCAUGAUUUAGGAGGACUUCUGGGAUGGUACAUGGUCGCUUUACAUGAAGAACUCGUUUAUAAAUUUGUUGCUAUUUCGAGCCCGCAUCCUAAUUUCUAUUGGAACAGGGUAUCGGGAAAUUCCGCAUUAGAUGGAAAGUGGAUACAUUUUAGCAGACUACCAUUUCUACCAGAGAUAGAUGCGCUUAAAGAAGACUUAUCUAUUAUUAACGAGACAUUUAAGCAUCUUCAAAUAUCUCAGAAUGGCACAGAAAAAAGCUAUGUCGAGGCGUACAAAUAUGCCUUUAGCAGGAAAGAGGACUGGACAGGACCGAUCAAUUAUUAUCGUAAUCUUCCAUUUACAAGACUGAACAUAGAUAAUGGCGCACAAAUUGAUAGCAAAACACUGCUAAUAGUCGGAAAUAUGGAUCCUUUUGUUACGAUAGAGAGUAUCAUCCAAAGCGCCGAAUAUGUAGAAAUAUCCAGGGUUAAGAUUAUAUCAGAGGCGCAACAUUUUCCGCAUCAAGAAAAACCGACCGCCGUAAAUGAGGCGAUUAUCAAGUUUUUGAUAGGUACAACAUACAACUUGCCACCUUCAAAGGUGGCUUCAAAAAGUCUUGUAUCCUCCUGGUUAGGAUCUUUAAGUAAUACUGUUAAGUAUGGCAAUCAUAUGAUUGACGCUAUGCAUAAACGGACUAACGAUGUAGUAAAUGUUUUACCCAGCAAAGCACUUUAUUUGGGUCAAACAAGUUAGAUGGGGAAGAGAGUGUUAUUUGAUAUAUCAACGUCACAUAUUUAAAUUCUACACCUUAUUCUGAAAAAUCUAGAAAGAUCCUACUUAUGUGUGUCAACGCUGACAUAUGAACUUCUUAAAAGGCUGAUUUAUGGUCCUAUUUAUUAUUAUUUCCUUUUUAUAUAUAAAUAUGUUAUUACAAUGGGAAUUGCAAUUUUUGUGCACUGAGAAAAAAAAGUUGUUAACUUGACUAAAUUCGUCCAAUUAAUUACUA